UGAGCAACAGAGGAGCGUCGGGAGCGAGCACGGAGCUGCGAGCACGGAGCUGCAUGGAUUUCCCGGAGCUCCACAGAACUUAAGUUCCAGAAUGCUGACAAGAGGAUGAAUCCUCCAGGUCGUCUGAGACAUCCACGUGUCUUUGCUGCUGUCCAUCCCCGACAGGCCUCCAGUCCCACUGGGGCACCAUCUGCCUCCCAACACUCCCCCUCCAGCGCCCAGCCCUCCCAGUAGGGCCGUCCCAGAGGGGAGGAAAGGCGAGCCGGCCCCCGUAAAUAUGCCUGGAUGGAGGUCUCAGUGGCGUCUCGUCCUGCUGAACUCCCUGACCUGUGGCCUGGAGAUCUGUGUGGCAGCUGGGAUCACAUACGUUCCCCCGCUGCUGCUGGAGGCCGGAGUGGAGGAGCGCUACAUGACCAUGGUGCUAGGUAUCGGCCCAGUGCUCGGCCUCUUGUUCAUCCCUCUGAUUGGCUCGGCAAGUGACCACUGCAACAGCAGUUAUGGCCGGAGGCGGCCUUUCAUCUGGCUGCUGUCUCUGGGAGUCCUCCUGGCUCUUCUCAUCAUCCCCAACGCUGACGUCCUGGCAGAGUUCUUUGCCUGGGGUGGCCGUACCUUGCAGGUGGGCUUCCUGAUCCUGGGUGUGGGGCUCCUGGACUUCUGUGGACAGGUGUGCUUCACUCCGUUGGAGGCUCUUCUGUCAGACCUGUACCGGGACGAGGAGGACCAAGCCUUCGCAAUGUUCUCCUUCAUGGUCAGUCUGGGAGGCUGCGUCGGUUAUCUGCUGCCUGCUCUGGACUGGAGUCGCGGUCUGCUCUCCGUUUACCUGGGAGGCCAGGCCGAGUGCCUCUUCUCCCUCCUCAUCCUCAUCUUCAUCUCCAGCGUGCUGAUCACCAUGAAGGUGUCGGAGGAACCCUCGUGCUCCAGCAACAGCUCGGCAGGAUCCGGAUCUUUACUGGAGUCAGGCUCCGGGCCGCUGGAGGCCGGCCGGUGCGGUGUUCCGCGCUCCUGCUGCUACCUGCUCAGGUGUAAGAUGAGGCUGCUGAAGUCUGGACCCCUGCUGUGCCUCCUGAGGACAUGCUGGUCCAUGACCCCGACCAUCUACAGGAGCUACUGCCACGUCCCACAGGUGAUGAGGCAGCUGUGCGUGGCUCAGCUCUGCAGCUGGAUGGCCAUCAUGUCCUUCAUGCUCUUCUACACAGACUUCGUGGGGGAAGGUCUGUACGAGGGCGUUCCCAGCGCUCCACCAGGAAGUCUGUCCAGGCAGAGAUAUGAUGAAGGAAUCCGUAUGGGCAGUCUGGGUCUGUUCCUGCAGUGUGCUACCUCAACCGUCUUCUCUCUGGUCAUGAGCCGUCUGGUUCGUCAAUUUGGGUCCCGGUGGGUCUACCUGAGCAGCAUGGUGAGCUUCACGGCCUCGGCUUUGGUCAUCUGCCUGUCCAAAAGCGUGGUCCUGGUCACUGUGAUGGCAGCUCUGACCGGCUAUGCGUACGCAACGCUCCAGACGCUGCCUUACACUCUGACCUGCCACUACCACAAGGAGAAGGAGGUCUACAUGCCAAAAAGGAUAACCAAAAGCAUCUAUAAAAAUGGUGUAACAGCCAAGCGAGACUCUGUGUAUCUGACUGCAGUAGAAGAGGAGGGAGGACUGAACCUCAACCCCUACCAGCAUGCCUUCUUCAGCCAGGACUAUGAGUUCAAUCCCAGCCCUCAGAACCAGAACGGUUCGUCUCACAGCUCCUCUGAGCCAGACGAGGCCGAGCUGGGCUACGAGAAACGUGGUGUUGGUCUGGACUUCGCCAUCUUAGACAGUACCUUCCUCCUGUCUCAGGUCUUCCCUACCCUCUUCAUGGGCAUGAUCGUUCAGUUCACUCAGUCCGUCACAGCCUACAUCGCCUGCUCUGCCAUCUUUGGAGCCGUCGCCAUCUACCUGGCCGGCCAGAUUGUCUUUGACCAGAAGGAGCUCAGAAGCUGAGAUGCAGAAGACGACAGUGAUGGAAUCAAUCAUUCAUUCAGGUUCCAGGGUGGAACUCAGCGAUGCACUACUGUUCCCAGAAUGCCUUGUGCCGGUCCCAUUGGUUUGCUUUUCUCAAAGCCUUUCUGUCGCUGUGGCACAUUCUGUGAACGUGACUAACAGACAUAAAGCCACUACAGGCGUGUUAUCUGCCAGUAACACGCGGUUUCCAUGUAACAGCAGCCGCCUGAAGAGUCCACAACACCUGAGUGCUCAGGUACGCUCCUACAGAUGACUAAACCUUUCUAGUGUGACGUUUCAGUCCAUGUUUCUCCUCAGGAAGAUUUACUGUAGAACUCAGCAGUGACUAACCUUUCUGUUUUUUUAUUAAUCUUAUGCUGAACUAUCCAGAGUUUUUAAAGCUGUUUGGGACUCAGAACAAACAUUUCAGCUCCGUUGGUUUGUGAUGCUUCAUCCUCUGGUCAGCAUCUUAUUUUAUUUCAGUUUUAAUUAAAGCCUUGACGUUCAUCGUCUGGUUUUUAAAAAUCCUCAGUCAGACUGGGAGAAGUACAGAACGGAUAAAUGACUGCAUUGUUUUAAUUUGUUCAGAAAAUAGAACCAUAGAGGGGACUGGUGGGAUGCUCUGUCCUCCAGGACAGAAAGAAAUAUAUAUACUGUGUGUGUGUCUAUAUAUAUAUAUAUAUCUCCAUCCAUUCAAUUUAUUCCUUUAUCGAGGUUUUCUGCAUGCAUUUUGGGUGUGUUGUGUUAAGGACAUCCGGACGCGCACACAAAUGAAGACUUGCAACAUUGGUUAUUACACACCCACCCACAUAUAAAUGGACAUUUUGCUGAAGGUGUUGAUAGUAUAGUGUGUAUGUAUGUAUAUAUAUAUAUAUAUAUACAGACAGAUACACACACACCGUAUAUAUAUAUUUCUUUCUAUCCUGGAGGACAGAGCAUCCCACCAGUCCCCUCUAUGGUUCUAUUUUCUGAACAAAUUAAAACAA
Acanthochromis polyacanthus (spiny chromis) is the source of this 2952-nucleotide messenger RNA. It is a transcript of the gene slc45a3, whose product is annotated as solute carrier family 45 member 3. Gene Ontology annotation, cellular component: membrane. Lineage: Eukaryota; Metazoa; Chordata; Actinopteri; Pomacentridae. Gene Ontology annotation, biological process: transmembrane transport. Gene Ontology annotation, molecular function: sucrose:proton symporter activity. The coding region runs from base 278 to 1966 and encodes 562 amino acids. The record is from RefSeq and is a predicted model, not a curated record. The transcript is spliced from 6 exons.